Molecule: messenger RNA, 1377 nt
Organism: Anoplophora glabripennis (Asian longhorned beetle)
Lineage: Eukaryota; Metazoa; Arthropoda; Insecta; Coleoptera; Cerambycidae
Exons: 3
Molecular function (GO): catalytic activity
Source: RefSeq, a predicted model, not a curated record
AUGCAUCUGGAAAAGCAGAACGGGGAAUUGAGGACGGGGGCCUGGAGGCUAAUCAACCGCAAGGUUGAGGAGAAGGGCCAGACCCUAGUCCUCUCAGUAGAUGAGAUGAGUGUGAAGGUACUUCAGAAGGAGGGCUUCAGACCAUUUCUGAACUUCACCAGGGUCCUUUUUAGGAACCUGGAGAAGGGCAGGGUAGAUUUGGGACCUUCUGAUGAAGAUCAGGAGGGACCAAAAUCUUGUGGCGCGCGUAAAUGCGGAUUUAGCUUUGAUCCAGGAGCCUUGGGUACAUGGAUCCCGGAUCAGAGGAUUGCAGGGUUCUGCACGGAUGACCUGGUGGCGGCCGAAGUGACUUAUGUAUCGGAGGGAACGCAGAGACAACUGGUAGUUUGCUCAGCGUACCUCCCUUACGAUAAGAAAGAAUCUCCUCCAACCAGGGAACUGAGGGACCUGGUGGCCUGGUGCGAGAAGGAGAAGAAACAACUCAUCGUGGGAUGUGAUGCUAACUCACACCAUACGGUGUGGGGAAGCAGCGAUGUCAACGAUCGAGGUGAGUCUUUACUAGAUUUUCUUUUUAGUUAUAAUCUAGAGAUUUUGAAUGUCGGGAACGAGCCCACCUUUGUUAUAAAAAAUAGAAGUGAAGUCAUCGAUAUAACAGUGGGAUCGGGACCGAUAUGUAAUAAUAUUGCGAGGUGGCAUGUGUCGAAUGAGCCGUCAAUGUCGGAUCAUAGACAUAUCCACUUUGAAAUUAUAACGGAUUAUAAUCCGCAAGUAAGAACCUACAGAGACCCAAAAAGAACUGACUGGGACUCCUAUAGAACGGAGUUACAGGCCAGGACUAGGGAAAUCUGUACAAAACUAAGGAACACAUAUGAUCUUGAGAGGGCCGUGGAGGAACUCCAAAACGCCGUCACAAGAUCAUAUGAAUACAGCUGUCCUAUCAAAGUGAGGUCCGAUAAGCACACCGUACCCUGGUGGAGCAAGGAACUCACGCAGUUGAGGGGACAGACAAGAAAACUAUUUAAUAGAGCAAAGCGGACAGGAGAGUGGGAGGCUUAUAGAGCAACCCUCACUGAGUAUAAUAAAGAAAUUAGAAAAGCGAAGAGAGACUCAUGGAGGAAGUUCUGUGAGGAUAUUGAUAGUGUCCCACAGUGUGCUAAACUCCAGAGACUUCUCUCUAAGAAUGGACAUACGAAACUCGGGUCUCUCAAAGCACCGAGUGGGGAAUAUACCAAAACUGGAAGGGAGACAUUGGAAUUACUUCUAAAUACUCACUUUCCAGGCUCCAGGUUAUUAAAUCAUGGAGAUGAAUAUGACUGGAAUCACCAGCAGAGGGUAACGACCGGGUCUCGACAGAACUGGGAGGUUGCCAAGAUGGUG